AUGCUCAACAUGGGUGGACCAGCGACCGUGCCCGAGACCCACGACUUUCUCAAGAACCUCUUCAUGGACAGCGACCUCAUUCCUCUCCCAUUCCAGUCCAUGAUUGCGCCUUGGAUUGCCAAACGGCGCACACCGCAAAUUGAAGCGCAAUACACGGCUAUUGGCGGUGGUUCCCCAAUUCUCCGUUACACCGAACUGCAGGGGAAGAGCAUGGCCACUCUUCUCGACGAGUUGCAUCCUGAGACUGCCCCACAUAAAAGUUAUGUCGCGUUUCGGUACACUAACCCAUUGACAGACGAUGCGAUAAAGAGGAUGAAGGAGGAUGGCGUUAAACGAGCCGUCGCGUUUACCCAGUAUCCCCAGUACAGCUGCAGCACUACUGGGAGCAGCCUAAAUGAGAUAUUCAGGAAAGGAAAAGCGGGAGAUAUUGGAGACAUUGAGUGGAGUGUUAUUGACAGAUGGGGGACACACCCGGGUUUCAUCGAGGCAGUCUCACAAAAUAUAGAAGCAGCUCUGCAGAAAUUUCCCGAAUCCACUCGCUCGGAAACUGUUCUUCUGUUCUCCGCGCAUUCGCUCCCCAUGUCCGUCGUCAACCGUGGCGACCCGUAUGUCCUCGAGGUGUCGGCGACUGUCUCUCGUGUCAUGGACCGUCUGAACCAUUCCAACCCCUACCGCCUUGUAUGGCAGUCACAAGUCGGUCCCUCGGCCUGGAUGGGCAUGCAGACAAAUGAUGCAGUUAAGGGGCUUGCGCGCCUGGGGAAGAAACAGGUCGUCUUGGUCCCGAUCGCUUUUACCAGCGACCACAUCGAGACAUUAUACGAGCUGGACUUGGAGUAUGUCAAGGAAGCAAAGGAGCAUGGCAUCGACGCACAGCGUGCAGCCUCUUUGAAUGACUCGCCUGUUUUCAUUCGUGCGCUUGCUGAUAUCGCCGCGAAGCACUUAAAAGACUACUCCACCGGCGCCAUCGGCCAUACGUCCGUACAGAUGGGCUUACGCUGUCCAGGCUGUACUAAUGCUGUAUGCGGGCAGCAAAAGGCGUGGUUCGCUGGAGGAGGGCAGUAAUGCAGUCGAGAUAGAGGUUGAGCGCUGCGGUUCCAUGCUGAGCAUGGUAUAUCUUGUGUGCAGUCGCAUUUGGACUUUGUGAGUUCGUCGAUACUGUAGACGGGGACUGAUGAUACCUCGUGCCUAUGUGUUGACUUGUCAGUAUGCAUGUUUUAGGGCUCUAAAAAUCACCACCUGCCACU
This is a messenger RNA of Heterobasidion irregulare TC 32-1, 1244 nucleotides long. RefSeq lists its product as uncharacterized. Gene Ontology annotation, molecular function: protoporphyrin ferrochelatase activity. Lineage: Eukaryota; Fungi; Basidiomycota; Agaricomycetes; Russulales; Bondarzewiaceae. Bases 1 to 1062 code for a protein of 353 amino acids. The transcript has 4 exons. Gene Ontology annotation, biological process: heme biosynthetic process. The record is from RefSeq and is a predicted model, not a curated record.